Messenger RNA from Acipenser ruthenus (sterlet), 3363 nucleotides. Its product is annotated as butyrophilin subfamily 2 member A2-like. The record is from RefSeq and is a predicted model, not a curated record. Gene Ontology annotation, molecular function: protein binding. Bases 238 to 2292 code for a protein of 684 amino acids. Lineage: Eukaryota; Metazoa; Chordata; Actinopteri; Acipenseriformes; Acipenseridae. The transcript has 11 exons.
AGUAACAGGCACGGGAAGCCAGCGGAUUCGUGUGCUCGCUCGCCCGCCUACUGCACUGUGGGGGUUUUGUUUUGUUUUUCUGCUGACUGAAAGAGGAAGAACACUUUCAGUUUCAGUAUUAAUCACAAGUUGUUUAGCGAGUCAGACAUACAGGAGCACAGUAAGCGCUUUCCAAACCCGCCCGUGUUGUGUCCUGAUGUGAGGAGCGGCGAGACAGGCUCGCUUUUCUAAAGGGAAAUGAAGAUGAGAUUCCUGGGGAGGACCUGUCUCAUUGUCUUGAGUUUGCUACCAGCUGUUUCUACACAAGGCAGCACUGUUGUUGGCUUUGAUCAGCCAAUCAUUGCCUCUCCUGGAGAAGAUGUCACCCUGCCCUGUCACAUCACCCCCCGUCUUAGUGCUGUGGACAUGGUAGUGAGGUGGUACAGAGAGAGCUUCAUUAACCUAGUUCAUUUAUAUGAAGAUCGAAGGGAUCGCACAGAUGAUCAGGACAGUGACUAUCGGGGCCGCACUGCUCUCUCUAGAUUGGAGCUGCAGGAAGGCAUUCUCUCUCUGAACCUGAGAAACCUCCGUCCCUCUGAUAGUGGGGUCUAUUCCUGCUAUGCCACUGAUGGUGUCUGGGGUGGACAAGGAAAGACUGAACUGAUAGUCAGAGCUCUGGGGACCCAGCCCUCAAUCUCUAUGGACUCUACACAAGGAGAGCAGACCCGGCUGGUGUGCAGAUCAGAGGGGUGGAGCCCUGAACCUGAAGUCAUCUGGAGAGACAGGGAUGGAAACGAUGUGACAUCACUGUCCAACAUAACACUGCUGAGAGUCAGUCAGGGGCUCUGCAGUGUCAGCAGCUACAUCAAAAUCAAACAGCAGUCCAACGUGUUCUCCUGUUUGGUUAGAAGUAAAACACCCAAACCAGACUGGGAAUCCAAACUCCACAUAUCCAGUGAUUUUUUCCCAGGAGUCUCUGGAUGGAUGGUGGCUUUCUUCUUGACUUUAGCUCUCAGUAUGGGAGCCAUUCCUCUGCUGGUGAUCCAAUGGAGAAGAAUGGAUGCCAUGGAGAGACAGCUUGAGCCUAUGGCCGCUCAGCGCCUUCGUGAGGAACUUGAGUCUAUGAGGCACAUCCUUAAAUCAGAAUGGAAGUGGAUCCUCAGCUCAGCAGUUGACAGUUUGACUCUGGACCUUGAUACAGCACACCCCCGGCUCACCCUGCCUGUGGAUGAGAAACAAGUGAGAAGGAAAAGGCAGGAUUAUAACAAUCCUCAGAGAUUUGAUUACAGGCGCUGUGUGCUGGGCAAGGAGGGCUUCACCUCAGGGAGACACUACUGGGAGCUGGGGGUGGGAAAGAAUACAUUCUGGAGAUUAGGAGUCAGCAGAGAGUCUGCCCCGAGGAAGGAGGAGUUCAGUAUGUCCCCCCAGCAGGGUUACUGGACUCUGGGGUGGGAUGGAGAUGAAGAUAAAGAUGAGUUCAUUGCUCUCACUGAACCCCGGACCCCCCUCCCCCUGAGCCUGAAGCCCCAGAAGCUGGGGUUGUGUCUGGAUUAUGAGGAAGGGCAGCUCUCCUUUUACAAUGUGGAGACCAGAUCUCAGAUCUACACAUUCACUGACAUGGAGUUCAAUCCCAAUGAGAAACUCCAUCCAUUCUUCUGGACUUGGGACGAGAAAACAGACCUUGUGCUGGUGUCCCCGGGGAAGAUGAAUGACAGCUCUUUCUUUCUGCUAGUCUGGAAAUGGAUUCUUGCUGCAUCAGUUGAUGUAACUCUGGACCCUGAUACAGCACACCCCGAGCUCAUCCUGUCUGCGGAGGGGAAACAAGUGCGAUGGGGAGUGACACGGAAGGAUCUUCCUGACAAUCCUCAGAGAUUUGAUUACAGGCACUGUGUGCUGGGCAGGGAGGGCUUCAUCUCGGGGAGACACUACUGGCAGGUGCAGGUGGGGGGGAAUACACGGUGGAGAUUAGGAGCCAGCAGAGAGUCUGCCAAGAAGGAGGGGGAGUUCAGCAUGACCCCCCAGCAGGGUUACUGGACUGUGGAGUGGUGGUGGAGUAGAGAUGUGUUCACUGCUCUCACUGACCCCCAGACCAUCCUCCCCCUGAGCCUGAAGCCCCAGAAGCUGGGGGUGUAUCUGGAUUAUGAGGAAGGGCAGCUCUCCUUUUACAAUUUAGAGACCAGAUCUCACAUCUACACUUUCACUGACAUGGAGUUCAAUCCCAGUGAGAAACUCUAUCCACUCUUCUAUACUUCCAGUUAUACAGACCUUGUGCUCGAGUCCCCUGACCCGGACCCUGUCAGCGAUGGAGAUUAAACACACAUUGCUGUCUGAACCAGGAAACUAUUCAAACAAUCUCCUCUUCACUUUCACUGACACUCUCUCUGCACUCUUCUGGGCUGAUGAGAAGAAAUCCUCUCUCUUCCACCCUCUUACCCUGAGCCCCUCCUCUUUAUCUCUCUACACCCCCUUUCCUACUCUCCCUUCCUGUCUGCCUCUCUCUUCCCCUCCACCUCUCCAGUUACCUCUCCUCUCUCAUCUCCCCCUCUCCCCUCUCUGUCCCCAAUGGCUCUCCUUUCCUCCUCUCCUCUCCCCUCUCUCUUUCUCUUCUCUACUCUCUCCUCUCUCCUUCUCUCUGAUAUGUUAAUCCUCUCCCUUUCCCACUCCCUCUCCUCUGUCCUCUCUACUCUCCCUCACCACCCUGCCAACUCUACUCUUCUUCUCUCCUCUCCUCCCUGUCCCACUCUCCCUCUCUCCUGCCCUCUCUCCUCCCCUCUCUACUCUCCCACUCUCCUCCCUGCCCUCUACUCUCCCUGUCUCCACCAUGCCUGCUCUACUUAUCUCCCUCCCUCUCCUCCCUCCUCUCCUCCCUGCACUCUCUCCUCUCCAUCUCUCCUCAAUGCCCCCUCUGUGUGGUCCAGUGGUUAAAGAAAAGGGCUUAUACCCAGGAGGUCCCUGGUUCAAAUCCCACCUCAGCCACUGACUCAUUGUGUGACCCUGAGCAAGUCACUUAACCUCCUUGUGCUCCGUCUUUCAGGUGAGAUGUAGUUGUAAGUGACUCUGCAGCUAAUGCAUAGUUCACACACCCUAGUCUCUGUAAGUUGCCUUGGAUAAAGGCGUCUGCUAAAAAUAAACAAACAAAUACUGUGAUAUUUUGUAACAACUGUAAGUCUGCUAAUAAAUAAAUAAUAAGACUUUCUAGACAAUAGAUGAAUGCAUUAUUUUCCAUGUAAUCAAUAUUUACACUGAAGCUGAGAUGCUCCCUGAAUAUUAUUCAUUGCUAAACUUAGUGAACUGAUUUCUGCUAUUUUGAUAUGAAUCUUCUGUUCUGUUUUUGUAGUGCAUCUAUUUUCUAUCUUUCUUGAUAAAAUGUAUAAAAGAUAUAAA